Phlebotomus papatasi is the source of this 3204-nucleotide messenger RNA. RefSeq names its product TAR DNA-binding protein 43-like. Gene Ontology annotation, biological process: regulation of gene expression. Lineage: Eukaryota; Metazoa; Arthropoda; Insecta; Diptera; Psychodidae. The transcript has 5 exons. The record is from RefSeq and is a predicted model, not a curated record. The coding region runs from base 338 to 1750 and encodes 470 amino acids. Gene Ontology annotation, molecular function: RNA binding. Gene Ontology annotation, cellular component: nucleoplasm.
UGCGUGUCCUGUCGGGUUGAAUGGAAGUGUCAGAGAUUUUUUUGCGGAGUGAGUGUGACUGUGAGAAAUAGUUGUAUUUUUGCACUUUUCCCGGGAUUUUAGAUAGUUUGCUGGACAAUAUCCCCAAGGAUAAGUUAACACGGUGCGUGAUAAGUGUGUUUGGUGUGUGCUGAAAGGGAGAAAUUGUGCAGAAUUUUGUGUAGACUGACGCGCUCGUGCAUAACCUCACAUUUGUAUUGAUUCACUUUUGCCUCCCCAAACACUCAAUUUUUGUAUAAAAAAAUUACAAAAUACCUUCCUAAAAAGCAACGCCCAUAGUUAUAAAGUAGCAAUAGAUAUGUCUAUUGAGUUUCUGCAAGUGAGUGAGGAAGAGGGCGAGGAGCCCAUUGAGUUGCCGGUGGAGGAGGAUGGGACGCUUCUUCUGUCAACACUUCAGGCCCAAUUUCCCGGUACAUGUGGCCUCAAGUACCGCAAUCCAGAUUCACGCGCUAUUCGUGGGGUGCGCCUCAAUGAGGGUCGUCUCCAUCCGCCCAUUCCGGAAAGCGGAUGGGGUAGCCAGGUGUACUUCUGUGUCUUCCCCAAAGGUGCCGUAACGUCCAUUGUAGAGAAUAAGAGGAAGAGUGAUGAUCAUCUGGAGAAUUCAACGGCUAAGACAAAGCGCAUGGAAACGCGUUUACGAUGCACUGACUUAAUUGUCCUCGGGUUACCAUGGAAGACCACUGAACAAAGUCUCAGGGAGUACUUUGAGACAUUUGGUGAGGUGCUAAUGGCUCAGGUGAAGAAAGACAUUAAAUCGGGACAGUCCAAGGGCUUUGGUUUUAUACGUUUUGGCUCCUACGAAGCACAGAUGCGAGUUCUGGCCCAGCGACAUCUCAUUGAUAAUCGCUGGUGCGAAGUUAAGGUACCCAAUUCCAAGGAGGGUAUGGUGCAGCAGGUUCCCUGCAAAGUGUUUGUCGGACGAUGCUCUGAGGAUCUCACAGCGGAUGAUUUGAGGGAUUAUUUCUCGAAAUUUGGAGAAGUGACUGAUGUCUUUAUCCCAAAGCCUUUCCGUGCGUUUAGCUUUGUCACCUUCCUGGAUCCCGAAGUGGCUCAGUCGCUAUGUGGUGAGGAUCACAUUAUAAAGGGUGUAUCGGUGCGGGUGUCCAAUGCAGCACCAAAGUCUGAACAGAAUCGCAAUCCCAAUUACACCUCUGGACCACCGUCGCAUCAUCAACGCGGCUCUGUACCCCCAGAUCCAAGAAAUCCCAUCAAUAGACAGGAGAACAUCUCCUAUCCACAGAGUCGGGGCUACAUGCCAAAUCCCCCGAUUCAGCAUAAUAAUGGUUGGAAUAAUCAGAAUCGUGGGAAUUUGGAUAUGCCCAAUCUUCAAGCACUUGGAAUUAAUCCACAGGGACAGAAUCCAUCAAAUCAAGGUCAAAAUUUAAAUAAUCCUCUUGGGGUUGGAUUAAACAUCAAUGCACUUCCGAUGAAUCCGGCCCUCGUCGCCGCCGCCCUCAAUCAAUGGAGUCUCAUUGGGAAUCUACAAAAUCAGAAUCAGGAGCAGGGCUUUGGUGGCUCAGGUGGCCCCAAUGCUCAGCCGGGAUCAUCACAAGGAGGGAACUUCCUUUCGUGGAUGUCCCAAGGAGGUGGCGGUGGCGGCGGAGACGGCCAACAGGUAAAUAAUCAAUUUCAGGGUGGAAAUCAACCCUGGUCGAGACAACAAGGAGGUUCCGGACAACCAGGUCCAGAACACAAGCAGAAUUUUCUGUAAAGUAGCUUCUCCUCUCUCAAGAAUGUGGGUGCACUGAUAAAAGAAAAAUUUAGUGCGAGUGAAAGUAAAGCGUCUUUAAAUAGUGUUUAGAAAAGAAAGAAGAAAAACGAAUGAUGGUUAGGUCAUAUGUUCAACAGCCCUUUUAACAUUUUUGCAAUGACUUUUCCCAUGCCCUAUUUUUUGUCUUUUUUUUUCUUCUAGGAUAGAAGGAAGUUUGUUUUUUUCUUUGGACAUAAUAGUGGCUUUUAUUGUGGCAUAGGAAGAGAAAGAAUAUAAUUGAGAAGUGAAAUAUAAUGUUGUUGAUAAUAGUGAGAAAGGAAGAAAGUUGGAGAGAAAGAGAGAGAGAGAGAGCACGAAAGAGCGAAAGAGAAACACACAGAAGUUCUAAAAAAAUUAUUUUGAGGAUAAAAAAAAGAAGGAGAAAGAACAAAAUAAUUUGUGAAAGUGAUUAUUGUGUCUCACGAUCAAUUAAUCUUUCUGUUGAUUUUUUUUGCGUUAUCAGACAUUUCUGAAAGAGAAGAAUUUGUGUGUUUUCUAAGGCGUAUCUGUUUUUCUUUUCUUAUUUAGGGUGGUGGGUGGCGAAUGAGAAAAUGAUCAUUUUCUUUUAUUGAGGGUAAAAAAAAGAAACAAAUAAGAGAGAAAAAGCAAUGGUGUCGAAAGAGAACAGAGCAUCUUUGUACAUUUUAUCAUUCACUAAUCAACAAUGAGUGUGGUAGAUGAUUUUGUAUUUUUUUUCAUAUUAGUUCUUUUUCUUCUGAUUAAGUUUUAUUUAAUUAAAAAAAAAUAAUAUUAGUAUUCUUUUUGGGAGAGUUGCUACUACAUGAGUUACUUGUUUGCAAGUGUUGUGAGUUCUAUAAUUUGAUGAUUGUAUUAUCCAUAUACAAAAUUGAGUAAAAUAAUGAAAAAAAAAUAAUAAUUUAUAAAAGUUUAUUUGAUUUCAUUUGAGAAAGAUUGAUUAGAGAGAGAGAGAGAGCGAGUAAAAUUGAGAGUUUAAUAAUGAUGACGCAAUUUUAUAUAAAUUGAUAAGAUUAUAUACAACAACAAAAUACUAAUUGAUAGAGAUUAAGAAAAAUUUGUAGAGAAUCUUUUUCCAUUCAGUGUAAAAGAUUAACUAUUUUAUUUGUAUUGGGGAAGAACUGAAAGAUUUUUUUUUUGGGUGAGAAAUGAUUUUUUUUGUUUUUGAGGGAAAAUUGUGUAAAAGAAUUUUUAUUUCUUUCAUUCAUUUGUGAGGUGACUAUGUAUAAUGUAUCACUUUGAGGAAAAGAGAAACAAAGAAAAAAAUUUUUAAUAAUAAUAAAAUAUUAUUACAACAGAACAAGAGAAGUUGUAUGAGAAUAUUGUUAGAUGUAUGAAUGAAUAAUUCUGUUGUAAUAAUAUGAUAGAAAUGAUGAUAAAAAAAACUACAAAUUUUAAUCAUAAUUACAAUAAAAUAUUCUUGAUGUCUGCACAUGAAA